This is a messenger RNA of Schistosoma spindalis, 1848 nucleotides long. The record is from the annotation of a GenBank genome assembly. Lineage: Eukaryota; Metazoa; Platyhelminthes; Trematoda; Strigeidida; Schistosomatidae.
AUGGUAAAAGUAUGUGUGGUUGGUUGUUUGCAUGGAGAGUUAGACUGUGUGUACGCCGACAUUGCAGAAGCCGAAAAACAGGGUCAGUUUAAAACUGACCUGGUUUUAUGCUGCGGUGAUUUUCAAGCUGUUCGCAAUCCCUGUGAUCUAACCACAAUGAGCGUUCCUUCCAAGUAUUACCGUAUGGGUGAUUUUUGGAGGUAUUAUGCUGAAGAAAGUAAAGCUCCUGUUUUGACAUUAUUUGUUGGAGGUAAUCAUGAAGCAUCUGGUUAUCUUCAAGAGUUACCAUAUGGUGGUUGGGUUGCUCCAAACAUCUGGUAUAUGGGUUAUGCUAGUGUUGUCCAAUUUGCUGGAUUACGUAUUGCUGGGUUAUCAGGUAUAUACAAACAACAUGAUUAUACCAUGUGUCAUUAUGAACAUCCACCAUACUCAGAAGCAACAAAACGUUCUGUAUAUCAUUUAAGAAACUUGGAAGUUUUCCGACUAGGACAAAUUCGCCGACGUUUAGAUAUAGUGAUGAGUCAUGAUUGGCCUCGAGGGAUAUAUCAUUACGGAAAUUUAAAUCAAUUAACCAGAAGGAAACCUCAUUUUCGUAAUGAAAUUGAGUCGGAUUCAUUAGGCAGUCCACCCGGUGAACAGUUGUUAUGUCGUUUAAAGCCACGGUAUUGGUUUUCAGCUCAUUUGCAUUGUAAAUUUUCAGCGCUUGUUGAACAUCCAGACUCUAAAACUAAUAAAUCACGCAUCACUCACUUUCUAGCUCUUGAUAAGUGUUUACCGAAUCGUCACUAUUUACAAUUCUUAGAUAUUGAACCUGAACAGAAGUAUGAUGAAAGUUCAAUUAAUUCCGAUUCUAAUUUAUCUUUAUCUCCACAACUUGGAGAUGGUCCAGUAAUUGUCAGUCUUUCUAAAUGCAAAUCAAACGUCAACGAUUCGGAAAAAGACUUAAAAUUGAAAGAGCCUAAUAACAAUGCUAGUUCAAACGAUGAAAUAAAUACCAACUUGUAUCUUGAUCCCGAAUGGUUAUCUAUUCUGAGGUCAACAAAUCAUUUAAUGUCUACUAGCAAAGUCCCAUGUAUUCUUCCAGAAAAAGAAACAAGCGAACGUUGUGAUUUUUCCGCUACUGAUGAUGAAAUUCAGGCUUUGUAUGACCCUUUUGGUGGAGAUUUUCAAGUUCCUGACAACUUUGAACGUACUGCUGCGAUUCACAAACCGAAUGAAACUGAUCAUAUAAAUACAAAGACCACGUCUACGCCAAUUAGUUUGGUUCAACAAGCAAAUGCUUUAAAUAAAGAACAACAACUUUUUUCAAAUCCACAAACAGAACUUAUUUGUGCUAUGCUUGACUUAAUAAAUCCUAAUGCACUCUUUCUUGGCAAACAAUCAUACAGUUUGCUGGAAUUAUCAGCACAGUUACAAUCUAAAAAGGAUGAAGAGGAGGAUGACGAUGAGGUUGAGGAAAAUCCAGAAGAAAAUAUUUGUGAUGAUGUGAAAAAUGACGAAAAUCAACUUGAUGUUAAUGAAUAUCCAUUAGAUGUAAACACUAGCUGGAUAACCUCAGACUCAUUCGUCAAAGAGAGUUUUACAGAGUAUGAUCCGAUGAAUAGCACUUUUGUAUCAAAUACUAACCAAUCUAGUCAUAAUCCACUUAGCAAUACAAAUCUUUAUGAUAGUGUUGUAAGUCAAAAUCCUGAAGAAUUGGUAUUAGAUGAUAUUGAAGAUAACGAUGAUGAAUUUCCCAAUGAGUCUUACUCUUUAAAUGUCUCUCAAUACAACACUAGUUAUUCUCAGUUCACAGAUUUAAAUAAAUCAGAGCAAGUGUACAUUCCGCAGCUUUUGCCUGAUUCCUAA